AUUUGAUGUGCGUGGUAACCCAAAUGGAAAACAGAAAACACUACAGGCCGGCACCUGCAGAUGCUGCAGCUCUUAACAACUCUAACAAGAGGUUGUCUCUCCAGCAAGGCAAGUUGUCAUCUGCAUUAUUAUUACCUCAACCUUUAGUACAAUUUGCUAGAAGUGAAACAAAACUGAGUCAAACUCAAGAAAGUUUGAGAAACUACGAACUGCCUCAACAUGUGGUGGAUGCGAUUGCAAGGGAAGAAGAGGACAAGAGUCGGUCACUGAUGGUCUUGGAGAGGGAAGAUGUGUUGAAACACCCAACUGUUGGUACUGAUGACUCAACAGCUUCACCUAGACGUGCUCAACCACAACAGCAUCAGCUGUCAGCUUAUUCAGCAGUUGUAGCACCUUUUGAUCAUCAGUUAGCACUUUCUGACAUUGAAGACAUUGAACAACAGAACAAGACAGACGUUACUAUUAUAAAGGCAACAGAUACGGAACCAAGAAUCGCACGACACAGUAUAGGUGCAUGGACGGCUCAGCAGCAAGCCAGUUUAGUGGAGAACACAAAGUUUAAUAAGUCAGAGCAAUUUCCUUUACAGGCACAUUCUGUGAAAGUCAUUCGUCACAUGCCAAGAAGUGAGACAACUAGGUCGGUAGCUGCGCAUCAAGGAGCAGUGAAGGAUGACGUGUUGGUAACUCUCUCAGACAUAGAAGAACCAAUAAAUCAGCAAAUGUCACAGACAGUUCAUCAGACUGCAAGAAGUGUAAAUGAUAUGAAAGAUGAUUUGGGAGUGGAAGAUGUAGAAUUAGAACUGGCAGAUAGUGAUGAUUUGUAUUAUAAAAUGGAGCAGAGUGUAAGAAAGGAAGUUGGCUGGAAACAGGGUGAUAAUACAACUACUAAAAGUAGCUCAAGAGGAGACACUAAAGCAGCAACAAAAAAGAAACGACCAAAAGGGCGGGUUGUUCCGUCAAGAUAUAUGUCAUCGGCACAGACUUACCCUGAAAAGAGGUCUCUAGCUCAACAUAAGACUGCUAUAGCUGCCAAAGUAAAAUCUCUUAGAAGUCCUAAAUCUCACACACAGCAUCAGAGCCAAAUGGAAUUUCACAGUCGCAGCCAUAUCGGCCAUGAGAGUAGAAUUCAGACACCAGCAAAUUUUUCUAAUGCAGUCAACAAGUCAAAUUGGAUGUCAACUCCAUUUCUAUCUCACCAUCAAGCUGGUUUGAGAGGCAGGUCUUCUAUUCCAGUACCAGAUGUUUCCUACAUUGCAAAAUCAGAUGACCAUAUGGAUGUUUCUGUGGGCGAUCGAAGUGAUUUAUUUGCUAUGGGACAAACGUUUGCACGUCAGGUCAAUACGAGUCAUACAAGUCAUGCAGGUGCAGCAAUGAGAUCAAAGGGUGAGAGGCAAGAGAGAGGGAAAGAGAAGUCGAGCUCAGUGUCUCAAUUUAGUCAAAAGGACCUGGACUUGCUGAGAUGCAGAAUGCAUCAGUGGUCAUAUUUGGCUACAAUGGCUGACAAGGCUUUAUAUGAACAAGAACAAGACGCUAUGAAGCAACUAUAUGCUGUUUGGUCUGAGACCGAGGCUUUACGCAAUCGGCUUCACACUUUGAGUCUUAACCUUCAAGAAGCCAAACAGAAUGAGGCACUGGACUGUGCAUUAGAUGAGCAAUUGAAAGGCCUUGCACCGAUUAUGCAAAUAAUAAAUAGACUAGAGCCACAGUUUUCACGUCUAGCUCAUGGACUGGAUACAACAAGACAUCAGUAUCCUACAAAAGGGAUACAGCUGCCGAAGAAACCAGAAAAGCUGUUGGCUUCUAUGAAUCGGUCUGAGGUGGUCUUAGGUGACAUGAUGUUGAGUAUAAGACAGCAGCAACAGCAGGCUGCCUCGCUCAGCCAAACGAUACGGGCUCUUGAGAAUGCUCUACAAGUAGAAUCACAAGAGAUGCAAAGAUGUCAAGAAUACCUGUCUGCGUGUGAAAGCCUUCAGACGCAAGAAACAAGCAUGAAAAUACACAAAAUACAGACUAACGCAGAGGAAACUGGUGUAUAGUGAAAGUAAUAUGUGACGCCGUUAGUGUACCGAAAAAUGUAGGUAAGUGCUGCAUAAAUGAUUUCUGCAGAACAUUGAAAUGUUAUUCACCACAGGCAGUAGCAAUAUUCUCUCCAAUAACACCGCCAGACAGCUAGCAUCAUGUACAAUUCUUUACCUUGUUGAAUAAAAACGUGCG
Corticium candelabrum is the source of this 2214-nucleotide messenger RNA. RefSeq lists its product as uncharacterized. Gene Ontology annotation, molecular function: microtubule binding. Lineage: Eukaryota; Metazoa; Porifera; Homoscleromorpha; Homosclerophorida; Plakinidae. The transcript has 17 exons. Bases 6 to 2036 code for a protein of 676 amino acids. Gene Ontology annotation, cellular component: nuclear microtubule; centrosome; cytoplasm. Gene Ontology annotation, biological process: spindle assembly; centrosome cycle. The record is from RefSeq and is a predicted model, not a curated record.